Molecule: messenger RNA, 2312 nt
Organism: Drosophila grimshawi
Lineage: Eukaryota; Metazoa; Arthropoda; Insecta; Diptera; Drosophilidae
Product: fringe glycosyltransferase
Exons: 7
Coding region: 281-1579 (432 amino acids)
Biological process (GO): regulation of Notch signaling pathway; pattern specification process
Cellular component (GO): Golgi membrane
Molecular function (GO): O-fucosylpeptide 3-beta-N-acetylglucosaminyltransferase activity
Source: RefSeq, a predicted model, not a curated record
AGUUGCCCAGCAAUCACGCCCCAAGCAAGACGUACGCGCGCGUUCGCUGCUUGCAAUAUACACAGAGAAAUAAAUCACGAAACACGAAAAAUACGCUGAUUAAACGUAAUUGAAAACCCAAAUAAUGAAAUACAAGUGAAAUGAAAUAUAGUGAAAACAACCCAACAAAAUACGCAAACUCAAGUGAAGAAUAGUUCUACAUUAAUAUAUACAAAAAAGUAAACAGGUGCGAUCGGUUAUUAAAUUGACUGAUGGUCGCGUAGAGGAGGUCCUGCCACAUAUGAUGAGCCUCAGUGUGCUCUCGCUGCCGCAACGUUACAAACGCCUCCUGCAAGCGAUGACACUCGCCGUUGCCGUCGUCUACAUGACGCUCCUGCUCUAUCAGAGCGCCUACGGAUAUCCGAACUUCCAAUUGCAGCCACAGCCGCUGUCGAGUUCCAGCCAGUUGCUGGAUGGCAAUGAACCUGCAGCAAUAACGACCACACAGCAACUGCAGCAACAACAGCAACAUCAACAGCAACAGCAACAACUGCAACACUCGCUGCCACCUACAACACAAACAGCAUCCUCGUUUGCCUCCUCGGCUGCCUCGCCCAUAACUCCCUCGCUGAUCAUUCGCAAGGACAUUCACAGCUUCAACUUCAGCGACAUUGAGGUGAGUGAGCGACCCACAGCCACCCUGCUGACGGAGUUGGCACGUCGCAGUCGGAAUGGGGAACUGCUCCACGAUCUGUCGCAGCGAGCGGUGACAGCGACGCCUCAGCCACCCACAACUGAAUUGGAUGACAUUUUCAUCAGUGUAAAGACGACGAAGAACUAUCACGACACCCGCUUGGCAUUGAUCAUAAAGACCUGGUUUCAAUUGGCCCGCGAUCAGACCUGGUUCUUCACAGACACCGACGACCACUACUAUCAGGAGAAGACAAAGGGCCAUCUUAUAAACACGAAAUGUUCACAAGGCCAUUUUCGGAAGGCGCUCUGCUGUAAAAUGUCCGCGGAACUCGAUAUCUUCUUGGAGAGUGGCAAAAAAUGGUUCUGUCACUUCGACGAUGACAACUAUGUCAAUGUGCCCCGAUUGGUGAAACUGCUCGACGAGUACAGUCCCAGCGUGGAUUGGUAUCUCGGCAAGCCAAGCAUAUCCUCGCCGCUGGAGAUUCACUUGGACAACAAAAAUACAACUACGAAUAAGAAGAUAACCUUCUGGUUUGCAACUGGCGGCGCUGGGUUCUGCCUCAGUCGCGCCCUGACACUCAAAAUGCUGCCCAUAGCAGGUGGCGGCAAGUUUAUCAGCAUCGGCGACAAGAUUCGUUUUCCGGAUGAUGUCACAAUGGGUUUCAUCAUAGAGCAUCUGCUGAAGGUACCGUUGACUGUUGUGGACAACUUCCAUUCACAUUUGGAGCCCAUGGAGUUCAUACGCUCGGAUACGUUCCAGGAUCAGGUAUCCUUUAGCUAUGCGCACAUGAAGAACCAGUGGAAUGUGAUCAAAGUGGAUGGCUUCGAUCUGAAGACGGAUCCGAAGCGUUUUUACUCGCUGCACUGUCAACUUUUUCCCUACUUCAGCUUCUGCCCGCCCAGAUAAAAACUGGGGUCCAUCUGCCCCACACGCUAUAUAUCGAAGGGUCUUCCGAGGUCCCGUUGGCUGUUGCAGGCGAACGCUUGUCGUUGAAUGCGGUUCAGAACCGUUUAGGGCAAACGUCGAUAAUGAAAAGAUACAGAAAUAAUAAGAAAACAAAUCUCGCCACUGUGAUUUAAUAUUUAAGUAUACAAAAUACUGUGUCGAUAAACGAUAACAGUUAACCGAUAUAACCAAUAAUGUGUGGUUCUUUGUAUAUAGAUAUAUAUAGAAUUCAACUCGAAAUGUUGUGCUUCCUAGAGAUUUAAACACUGAUGAAGAACUUGCCUUCCAAAACAGAAACUCAUCUAAGUUUACAACUAUUAUCGCUUAAGAUUCGCAAUUCCCGAACAAUUCAACACUUUCCAAGUGCUUCCUUUAAUUAAUCUUCCAUUGCAGCUAAGGCUCAGUUAAAUUAAUCGUCUAGUCUAGGUUUAAGUUGCUGUGUAGCUUACAGAGAUCGCAGAUACGAUUAUCAUCAAAGUGCGGUGCAAAGUUGUUUUCUCUUUGGCAGUGUCUGCACUUGUGUGUAAUAUUGUAACUGUCACUGCAGUCGUAUAUAUCUAAUCUGUGUGUGUAUAUAAAUACCGAGUAUAUAUAUGUAAUGUAACUCUAAUUUGUAGCUUAGCCCUAAGGAAUGUUUAAACAAUUUUGUUAAUUUUUAGUUUGCUUAAAUAAAACCAGAUAAAAUAUUAAAAAC